UGACGAGAUCUGAGGCGCUCAGGUGUAAGAGCCUCUCUCAUCCCCAGCAGUGGGGAAACAGUAGACAGAUAAGUGCGUCUGAGAGACUGCAGGCAUCUCUGUGAUCUCCGGGCUCAAGGCUGCACUCGGCGCACUACACAGCGAACUACAUCGCAUCAUUACUGGAUAGGCAAAGGAUCCCCGUGUGUCUAUGACUAUUUUCCAGCUCUUGUAGCCGUUUCCCCACUUUUUUCCCGUGCACUUUAAUUGGAGAAGCUCGCCAAGAUGAUGUCCAUGAACAGCAAACAGCCGCACUUCGCCAUGCAUCCCUCUUUACCCGAACACAAGUACACCACCCUGCAUUCCAGCUCGGAAGCUAUAAGGAGAGCCUGUCUACAAACUCCACAGCUGCAGAGUAACAUAUUUGCGAGCCUGGAUGAGACCCUGCUGGCCCGGGCUGAGGCUUUGGCGGCCGUGGAUAUCGCCGUGUCCCAGGGCAAGACGCACCCGUUCAAGCCCGACGCGACCUACCACACGAUGAGCACGGUGCCAUGCUCGUCGACGUCCACCGUCCCGCUGGCCCACCACCACCACCACCAUCACCACCACCACCAUCAGAAUCUGGAGCCGCCGGACAUUAUGGACCACAUCAGCUCGCAGUCGCUCUCCCUCAUGUCCAGCGCGCACGACGGGGCAGGCGGAGGAGGAGGCGGCGGCGGCGGUGGAGGUGGCGGCGGAGGGCUCAUCUCCACCUCCUCUGCCCACCCGCACUCUCACAUGCACGGCUUGAGUCACCUUUCCCACCAGGCUAUGAGCAUGAACUCGCCCCUCACCCACCACGGGCUUUUACCGGGCCACCACGGUGGGAGCCAAGGCGGCCCAGGGCUCACAAACUCCGGACUCCCCUCCAUCAAUGACUCGGACACAGACCCAAGGGAGCUGGAGGCUUUCGCGGAGCGCUUCAAGCAGCGAAGGAUCAAGCUGGGGGUGACCCAGGCGGACGUGGGUGGCGCUCUGGCUAAUCUCAAAAUCCCCGGCGUGGGAUCACUGAGCCAAAGUACAAUUUGUCGAUUCGAGUCCUUAACUCUCUCCCACAACAACAUGAUUGCGCUCAAGCCCAUCCUCCAGGCCUGGCUGGAGGAGGCCGAGGGGGCCCAGAGGGAGAAAAUGAGCAAACCUGACAUUUUCAACGGAGGGGAAAAGAAACGCAAGAGGACGUCGAUAGCGGCCCCAGAAAAGAGGUCUUUGGAGGCUUACUUCGCCGUACAGCCUCGACCGUCCUCCGAGAAAAUAGCAGCUAUAGCUGAAAAGUUGGACCUGAAAAAAAAUGUGGUGCGAGUGUGGUUUUGUAACCAAAGACAGAAGCAGAAGAGGUUGAAAUUUUCCGCUGCUCACUGAUGGGCAAAGAAAAACAACAACAACAACAACAGAAAAAAAUAACAUUAAAAAAAAAAUGAAAAUAAAAAUGUGUGACUGAAUUUGAGGACCAAGGGACAACUAAGACACCACUUUCAGUCUUUUGUCUCCAGCGAUUUUACACGUUGGUGCACAGUGGGCUUUAGACCCCCAUUUUACGAGGCUUCAUAUAUCUUGUUUAUUUUCACGUUAUCGGUGAAUGUGAAGUAUGCAAAUAACAGAUUACACAAAUUUCGCUCAGUUGUUACGAGGGAAAAGUUUAGCGACGUCGACAUUGCCUUUUAAAACACGUGGAAAGAGGUAAUUUGCUUGAUACUAUAGCGAGUUAUUUUCUCCUGAUAGGUCUAUUAUUUGAAGUAUAGCCAUUUACGAAUUACCUCAUUGAUUGUUGAACGGUGUUUCUUUUUGUUUAUUUUUUUCUUUUUCUUUUUUGGGUUUGACUUCUGUCGUUGUUUGGUAUAGAAAUAAUCCAUGACUCAUUUAUUCAUCUGUUCUAUUAGUCUUAUUUUGGAGGCUGCUACGAACUCAGAUUCAGUUGCAAACUUUUAUGGCUAACGUGAAAAAAAAUACAAAAACAUUUUUAUUUCAUUUAAUUUAUUAUUUAUUUUUAAAAGGCCUGCAUGAAAUCCGAAAUCACGGUGAGUAAUUUAGCCUGAACAGGCUGCCACAUCUACAGAUAUAUUUAUUUUGAAUUUGCACAAAAAGACCCUUUAUGGACCGGUUGCGUCGAAAUGGUUUUGUAUAUACAGACAUCACUUUAUCACUUAUCAGAGGUGCGUUUUUUGGGGGGGGGAAUAAAUUCUAGGGGUCUAAGGACACCAUUGGCAACACAAGGGAGGAAAAAAAAAGUUUCGAACAGAUCAGAGCACUAAAGCCUUGCCUGACUUUAUCAAGGAGGGAUCACGAGGAUUUGAAAAAAUAAUAAUAUAUAUCGUUCUUUUCAUGUGUUUCAGUUUGCAGUGCAAACACUCUAUGCAUUGGAAAAAGAAUCACUGCGUACAGUAGAGCUGUCUACUGGUAGACCUUAUUUUGUGGAUGGUGUAAGUCACUGUUAAAUGCCUGUUUUCACAUUAAGAUCACCACGUUGUUUGUCGUGUUAAUUGUUACGGAAACGUUGUGUAAGUAAUAUUUUACUUUGUGCACAAGUAUGUUUACAAAACUGCGGCGACAUGUGCAUCAUGGAAAAAAAAUGUCCCACUGUCUCCUUCUCCCUCUGUCCCCCCUUCUCUCUCUCUUUCUCUAUGUCUCUGUCUCCCCCUUCUCUCUCUCUCUCUCUCUCUCUCUCUCUCUCACACACACAACUUCUCCACUCUCCUCUGUUGUCCUCUUACUUUCAUUGGUACUCUUCAUCCUGUAAGCCAAAUUCAACAGGGAGGUGUGUUCCAGCAAUCUUCUAAUAAAUCAAA
Molecule: messenger RNA, 2801 nt
Organism: Mugil cephalus (flathead mullet)
Lineage: Eukaryota; Metazoa; Chordata; Actinopteri; Mugiliformes; Mugilidae
Gene: pou4f1
Product: POU class 4 homeobox 1
Exons: 2
Coding region: 265-1377 (370 amino acids)
Biological process (GO): regulation of transcription by RNA polymerase II
Molecular function (GO): DNA-binding transcription factor activity, RNA polymerase II-specific; RNA polymerase II cis-regulatory region sequence-specific DNA binding
Source: RefSeq, a predicted model, not a curated record